CUCAGAGAUCACCGGGGUCUGCCCGGUACUAGUACUACUAGCCAGUAGUACAUGUAUAACCAGAACAUAACACAACGUACUGGUAUAUUUGCAACAGGUCAACUCCGUAGUCCUUGUUUUGAUGGUGCUUGCGCACUCGCCCCUCAAGGCAUCCUUCAGGUCCUUCAUUUACUCAUGCAAGAAGCCCAGAAAUGGCAAAGAAAAAGAAGAAGGCAGCAAAAGGCCCUCAAGGGAACAUCACCCCCGCUUCGACUGCGUCUGUUUCCAAGUCUCGAGGACGAGAAGCAUCGACGGUGCCUGAUGACAAUGCAAUAAGCUUUCUUGCAUUGAAAUUGAGGGUUUCAGCAAAGAAAGAGCCAAAGCCUUCUCUGAAAUUUGAUUCCGAUCCUGUGCUUUCUGUCGAGGCAGAAGAUGCCCAACGAGUCCAGCUCAAGCCGAAGGAUCAUGCCAUUGUGUUUUGCAAACACAAGGAUUCAAAUGCGAUUGCAGGUGCCUUUGUGUGCAAGGUUGCCAUCUCCACUCGCAACAGUAGUAACAACCGUCAGCUGUCUGCGACGUCUGGAAGUUGCACUCUGGAACCUUCCUUUGUGCUGGAUUCCUUUUUGGAAGGAUCCAAGGACAAUUUGAAUACUGCACAGCGAGAGGUUACUUCGACUCCUCCUGCGACAGCAACGCCCAAACAAUCCACGCCAUCAUCUGGCUUUUCAUUCGCAAAAGGAGGUGGCGGGGAUGCCUUGAUUAGCUCUCCGUCAUCCUAUGCAACGCCCACGAAAGUGAAUCAGAAUGCAACAAGAGUAUUAUCCGUGUGGGUUGUACCAAUGACUUCGUCCUUAGGAAAAGAUGCUGCAAGUGUCCUUUGUCGAGACGCCAAACAAGUGCACGUUGAGAUUCCGGAUGAAUCUUUUCCUGCCAGCCGCUUGGCAACCACAAGCCAACUUCUAAAGCAGUUAGUCCUGGCACAGUUGAAGGACCGAUUCAUUCAUGCAUCUUGUGUCGCCCCUGUAUCCUUUGCGGGAAAGCCCCUCAAUCUACAUGUCAAAGACAUUACUGGCGCAGAAUCUCCAGCAAAAAGUGACGAUCUGCUGUUGGAACUGGAAAUGGAGAGCCUGGAGAUACAAGACGAGUACCCAGAAGAAGACCACGCAGAUUUUGAAGCACAGAUAUGGACUCGCAUUCGAGAAGGAUUAGAGAAUCCAAAACAAGCCCAGUCACUGCUUCUGUACAAGAUUAGAAGAAGCACUACUAUUACAAUAAUAUCCUCGAGCAGCAACCAGAGAACGGAAAGCACAGCCGAUACCAUGCCCGCGGAAGAACGGAGUGAAUCAUCCCCGUUGCGAGUUGUUGCGGGUCUUUCCGAAACAGCCGAGAAAGUGAAGAAACUUCUUCUUCGACCCAUUUUGGAACCGGAGCUUUUUUCUCAGCGAGCAAUGAAAGCCCCUCGUGGAGUUUUGUUGCAUGGUAGCCAUGGUGUAGGCAAGUCAUGUCUGGCUAGGCAGAUUGCUGUGGAUUUGGAAAGAGAGCACCCCGGAAAACUUGUCAUCGAGUCUGUGAAUUGUGCUUCUCUCCAGUCGUAUACGGGGCAAGUUGGAGAGGCGGAGCGACGAAUUGUGAGGAUAUUUGAAAAGGUUUCCAUGUCGCUCACUGAGGAAGGUGGGGCCAAGGGAAAGAUUGGGGCACUUCUUGUAUUUGACGACAUUCAUUUUGUAUGCCCCAAAAGGAGCGGGUACAACGUUGGGGCAGAUCGCCUAACCGCGACGCUGUUGGGUCUCUUGGAUGGCAUUGGUUCUGCUUCCAGCAAGCAUCAGACAGCGCUGGGGGGAGCCAUUAGCAGCGGAAUUGUCAUCUUGGGAAUCACAACAGAUCCAUCGAAGCUGGAUCCAGCACUCCGGCGACCAGGUAGGCUAGACUUCGAGGUGGAAGUUCCUGGACCCGACAAUGCCGAAGCUCGAUCUGAAAUAAUAAAGUUUCAGUUGGAAGAUAUUGGAGCCGACUAUAACCUGCCAAGCUUCACUGACGAGCAAUUCCUCGAACUCGGUAGUUUGGCCAAAGGGUUCAAUGGCGCUGAUUGUAUGCUGGCUGUGAAAGAGGGCAUUCGCAUCGCAAUGAUCCGCGGGCAGACUUCUCAGGAUCUCGACGAGCAGCUGCAAGCGGGAGGCAAACCUGCUUGCAUUGAAACCCUGCGACUCACCGACUUGAAAGCGGCUGUACGGGCAACCAAACCGACGGCUAUCAAGUCCAUCACGCUGGAGAUUCCGAAAGUUCCCUGGACAUCAAUUGGAGGAAUGGAUUGUGUCAAAGAGCAACUCCGCGAAGCACUUGAAAUGCCAGAAACCCACCAAGAAUUCUUCGACAGACUUCGGAUUCCAGCUCCUCGUGGUAUCCUGCUCUUUGGUCCUCCAGGUUGUUCUAAAACACUGAUGGCUCGAGCGCUGGCCACUGAAGGAAAGAUGAACUUCUUAGCCGUAAAAGGCCCCGAACUGCUGAGCAAGUGGUUGGGUGAGAGUGAACGGGCUUUGGCAUCCCUGUUUCGGCGUGCCAGGAGUGCUGCUCCGUCGAUCGUGUUCUUCGAUGAAAUUGAUGCCAUUGCUGCAGAAAGAGGAAGCGACAUCAACUCCGGUGGAGGAAGACUACUUUCACAACUUCUCACCGAGCUUGAUGGCAUUCAUACCACUGGCGGCAUAACGGUUGGGAACAAGAAGCAUGCUAGAGUGGUUGUGGUGGCCGCAACCAAUAGGCCCGACCUCAUUGAUCGCGCACUAAUGCGACCGGGAAGGAUAGAUCGCAAAAUCUAUGUAGGUCCUCCCGACGAACAAAGCAGGCGAAAGAUCUUCGAAAUCGGGCUACAAGACAGAAACUGUGCGGAUGACAUCGAUAUUUCAUAUCUUGCCAGAGACGAGGUAAGUGGCGGGUAUUCAGGAGCGGAAUUGAUCGCCGUGUGCAAAGAUGGUGCGUGGCUUGCCCUAGAAGAAGAUGACCAGAACCCAGUCUGCAAUGAGCUGCCCUCCUUGAGAAUGCGACACCUCUUGAAGGCCAUCAAUAGCAUGAAGCCUCAAAUAACAAAUGAAAUGACUUCGUUCUACGAAAGCUUCAGGCAACAAAAUAAGCGAUAAGAACCAUCUAUUUCCAAACAUAAAUCUAGCUGGUUGUUCCCGUCUCCUUGACCUUAAACGUCAUGGUCUCAGGAUCAAAAUCUGCCAUCGACACCAGCUCCGAAAGCCCAGCAAGUGAUGGAGGGAGUUCAUUUGAGGCAUCCGUCGUAUUCAACAAAUUUGCAAAAGGGGACUUUUUGUUUUGCAACGUGAUCACUUCUUGAUUCAACUCUUCUAUCCUGCCUUCGGCGGUACGUAGAAGUUUCUCUGUCUUUUCGCGCAACCCUCGUUCUAUGGAUAGAUCCAGUUGCAGCUUUUGCACCUGUUCUGUUCCCUUACCUGGACUCGAUUGCAAUUGGGCCCUGCCUUGUUCCAACAGUUGCACCUUUUCUUCCGCAGCCUCCCGCAACGUACGUUCGAAAGCGAGAUCCUUGCGCAAUCGCUGUACUUCCAUAGCCGAUCGUUCACGGGUUUCCUUUUCCACGGCCAAUUCUUGCAUCAGUCGCAAGAUUUUUUGGUUCGUUUCUUCCCUUUGGUUUUCGCUUUGUUUCACUUUGUUCUCCAACGAAGUUCUGGCUUGACGUUCCGUAACAAGCUCGUUGGUGACCUUGGCAAAACUUUCCGUGACCAAGUUCAAGGUUUCGCUGGGAUCUCCUUUGCCAGUACCUUCUGCUGCCCCCUCGGUUCCAGCCCCGUUGUUGCCUUUGGCGGGAGAUUGCCCUUUGCCAUUUUUCGAAGGCGACGCUGCCUUUUGUUGCUGUGAUGCCACAUGCUCUGCAGCCUCUUCGUCAAAGUUUUUCUUGACGCGCUUGACUAUACCGAGCAGAUACCCGAAUCUACUGCGAAUCGAAUCGGCCUUGCGCUGCACCAUGUCAUCGUACUCGGCAAAGGCAACGUUGAUGUUGACGGCGGGGAGUCCUUGAAGGGUCUCCAGGAUUUCUCCCUUCAACAUGGUCAAACUGAUCGACGAGGGAACAUUGACACCUUGAGGAAGAUUAAAGGGAGAGCCUGAUUUGAUAAUGCCCAACAGAUAGCCAUGCUUAUUGCGGAUUUCUUCGCUCUUCUUGUUCUUGCGUUUGGUUUGUUCCUCAAAGUCACGGAAACACGAGUUGAUAUCUCGAACUGACAUUGUCUUGAGAAUAUCCAAAAGUUCGCC
Molecule: messenger RNA, 4245 nt
Organism: Seminavis robusta
Lineage: Eukaryota; Bacillariophyta; Bacillariophyceae; Naviculales; Naviculaceae
Source: the annotation of a GenBank genome assembly